AUGGGUUUUCCCGGCCCUCUGUUCAAGCUUUUCUUGCUCACACUGGCCUGCUCUUUAGGUGGCGGCAUCACCUCCAGUGGUGGUGAAUUGUGGCUUUCUUACAAGUCCCCUCCACCACCUAAGCACCAUCACCACCACCACAUUUGGCCACCCUUUUACAAGUAUAAGUCUCCUCCUCCACCACCCUUUUACAAGUACAAAUCUCCUCCUCCACCACCACCCAUUUACAAAUACAAAUCACCACCCCCACCACCUAUCUACAAAUACAAGUCUCCACCUCCACCACCCAUAUACAAGUACAAAUCUCCUCCACCACCCAUUUACAAAUACAAGUCUCCUCCUCCUCCAACUCACUCAUACAAAUACGUAUCUCCACCACCACCACUACCAUUUUACACAUACAAAUCUCCACCUCCACCCCCAUUAUACAAGUAUAAAUCACCCCCUCCUCCUACUUACAAGUAUAAAACUCCUCCACCUCCUCCUCCUCCUCCUCCUCCUAUAUACAAGUAUAAAUCGCCCCCGCCUCCUAUUUACAAGUACAAAUCACCACCUCCACCUCAUGUGCACAAGCACCACCACAAGCCUCCUCCUCCUCCUUACCAUCCGUACCCCAUUUUCCGAUACACUUCGCCACCACCUCCUGGCCACUACUGA
Molecule: messenger RNA, 657 nt
Organism: Amborella trichopoda
Lineage: Eukaryota; Viridiplantae; Streptophyta; Magnoliopsida; Amborellales; Amborellaceae
Source: RefSeq, a predicted model, not a curated record